Molecule: messenger RNA, 2803 nt
Organism: Conger conger (European conger)
Lineage: Eukaryota; Metazoa; Chordata; Actinopteri; Anguilliformes; Congridae
Gene: kdm8
Product: lysine (K)-specific demethylase 8
Exons: 8
Coding region: 106-1452 (448 amino acids)
Cellular component (GO): nucleus
Molecular function (GO): histone H3K36 demethylase activity
Source: RefSeq, a predicted model, not a curated record
CGGACAAUAUUCAGGUCCGCGCAUGACGCAGUUGAAAUGCACUGGGAAAUGUUGUUGUUUACUAGCUAGCUAGUCGCUAGCCGUGCAGACUGUAUUUGACGGAGGAUGUCUGAGACAACGGCUCACAUAUGGCCAGAGUUGCAGGCUGCUUUGCCUGGCACCGAGGCAGAGUUUCCACUGCAGUUCAGUGAGAAGGUGGAGCCCAGUGUGGUGUCUGUGCUGAAUCUGUCACGGCGGCAGCUGUACAGCGGCGCGGAGCCCUCCCUGCUCACCCAGAACGCCCAGGUCGUCCUGGACUUUGCCUGGGAGAAGCUCAACACGGGCACCUGGCGGGACGUGGACAAGGAGUGGAGACGCGUGUACUCCUACGGCUGCCUGUUCAGAGUCGCCAGCCUUUGCCAGGGAGAAGCCUCUGAAGCCACCCUGCGGGAGGCCAUUAGGUCAUGUGAUAUGGGACUGCUUAUGGGAGCGGCCAUCUUGGAUAACGUACUGCAGACUGUGGUGGGAAUCUUGCAAAGCAGACUGAGGAAGAGGCACUCAGAAGAGGAGAAUUCCAAUGAAGGGCCAGAUAUGAAGAGAUUACGGACGGUGUGUGCCUCCGUGUCUGAGGUCCGUGUAGAAACGGCAGUCCCCAGGAUGCAGUGUCCUUCCCUGGAGGGCUUCAGAUCAGACUACCUCACUCCACACAAACCUGUCAUACUACAGGGCGUCAUAGACCACUGGCCUGCCUGCAAGGACCGUCGCUGGAGCAUAGACUAUCUGAGGAGAGCAGCUGGUUGCCGGACCGUUCCUGUCGAACUGGGCUCCCGGUACACUGAUGAAGAAUGGUCACAGUCGCUCAUCACGGUCAAUGAGUUUAUAGACCGUUAUAUCACUGGAACAGAGGGUGGUCCUGUGGGAUACCUGGCUCAGCAUCAGCUCUUUGAUCAGAUUCCAGAACUGAAAGAAGACAUCCGCAUCCCUGACUACUGUUGCCUUGGCGAGGGAGAGGAAGAUGACAUCACCAUCAAUGCUUGGUUUGGGCCUGCAGGGACGGUGUCUCCCCUUCACCAGGACCCCCAGCAUAACUUCCUGGCCCAGGUGGUCGGCAGGAAGUACAUUCGGCUCUACUCCCCAGAGGACAGCGACAAGCUCUACCCACACCAGUCUCACCUGCUCCACAACACCAGCCAGGUACAUCAGGCACUUCCUGUUUCUGACCCCAUCUACUGGGACUACAACACCAGCCAGGAAUAUCAGGCACUUCCUGUUUCUGACCCCAUCUACUGGGACUACAACACCAGCCAGGUGGACGUGGAGUGUCCCGACGCGGCGCGCUUCCCGGACUUCUCGAAGGCCCCCUAUCAGGAGUGUGUCCUGCAGCCCGGAGAGGUCCUGUUCAUCCCAGUACAACACUGGCACUACGUCCGCGCCCUGGACCUCAGCUUCUCCGUCAGCUUCUGGUGGUCGUGACCCAGCGACCGGCAAACAAAUCCAGCUCUCCCGUCAAACCACUUACUGUUGCACCUUAUUUUUAGGACCUGAUGUACAGCAGGGACCAAAAGCCUGAGGACAUGACCAAGUCCUGGUCGUCUUUAUUUAUCAAGGAAUAAUGCAAUGAUGAUACUCCAGGUACCCUUCUUAUUCAAGAAUACAUUACAACAGCUACAAACCUACAUUUUGAUGCGUUUCCAAAGCGCUCGUGUGAAAUGCGGAACUGUGAAUAUCUGGUUUGUCCACCAAAUGGUAAGCAUAUCCGUUGCUUAUCACAACCUUUAUUCCAUCAAAUAUUUACAAAUGUGUGUUCCUAAAACUGAAUAUGAAAAUGUGUGGGAUAGUCUAUUCCUUGCAUGAAUUUGCCAUUUUACCCAUUUAAUAUCGCUAUUGCUAGUGCUCAAAUUAUGCUGUAAAUACCUACAUACAUUUUAACUUGUAUUAAUAAGGUAUUCUUGAACUACAAGCAUAAACAGUGUCAUUUGUAUUGGAUCUUGAUAAUGAAAACAAUCCAUCCAUAGUGUCUUCAGACUUUUGACCCCCACUGUACUUUACGUUAAGAUACUGGGGUACGUGUAUUUAUAUCUAUGUUUAUAUACACUCUAAAUACAGCACUUUAUUAGGAACAUUUUUACUUUAUUCAUUCAUUUAUUCAUGCGAUUAUCUAAUCAGCCAAUUGUGUGGCAGCACUGCAAUGCAUACAAUCACGUACCUACGGGUCAGGAGCUUCAGUUAAUGUUUACAUCAACCAUCAGAAUGGAGAAAAAAUUUGACCAUGGAAUGAUUGUUAGUGGCAGAUAGGGUGGUUUGAGUAUCGCAGAAACUACUGAUCCCCUGGGAUUUUCACACAGACUAGUCUCAAAGAGUUUGCAAAGAACGGUGCAAAAAACAAAAACAAAAAUCCAGUGAGCAGCAGUUCUGCAGACAGAAACGCUUUGCUAAUGAGACAUCAGAGGAGAAUGGCCAGACUGGUCAAAGCUGACAGUAACGCAAAUACCCACACAUUAUAGCAGUGGUAUGCAGAAGAGCAUCUCUGAACACACAUAACUCUUAAGUGGAUAGGCUACAGCAGUAGAAGUCCACUAAAUACCUAAUAGAGUGCUUAUUGAGUGUAUAUAGCUAUAGUCUGGCUUUGUACGUAGACAGUUGAUUUCAGUUCUUUCAUACCAAAGUGGUGUUGAAAGAGUGGGGAAACUGACCCCAGCCAAAAGGGAAGGGAUUUACAAUGGUCUUGUAACAAUAUUUUAACACAAAAAUCUUACCUAUUGUGCCUUUAAGCUGUGCCAGCAGGAAUUAAAUUAUACAGUGUAAUAAACUUCAGGUGCACCCA